AGUUAAAGGUUUCAUCUUCACUUGAACUACAAAAUAAAACUUUGACACUUUAGGACUUAGCAUGUCCUUAGCAGAUAAAUUAACUUUGAUGGGAAAAGAAUAAAAAACAAGCGAAAACGGACACUGGAGCGUCUCUUCUUUCUCACUCACCGGAAACAAGGCAUUCAUCAACUUCCUGUGUCACGGAGCUCCAGGGAGACGGAGCAAAAAAAGCGGGCAUACCGAAGUCUUAAUUGUUUUCUCUAGCUUGGAAAUAUUUGAAAGCGCAUAUAUUUGGCUUAUAAAGCCGAAUAACUGGCUACCGUGGAUCAUUAACUCCUCCGGAUCCGCUUUGGGCUCCGAAAAGAAGCUCAUUCAUUCGGCGUUGGUAGCUAGCUAGGAGCCACGGGCCCACUAUUCUUCUGGACUUUGCUACAAGCUAGUUAGCUAACGUUAGCAGGCUAACCCAUGCGAACACGUUUUCUUUAUCAAUGAUUCUGCCUGUUACGUUGUAAAUAAAUACUCUGCCGCUAAUAUAUGUUCUAGUUAAACAUUUUUCGAUAAAUCUAUCGUUAGGUAAGCUACUAGUCGAGGCUAACUUUCCGGAGCUGCAUCUGCAAGACACUUGUUUUUAAAAGUGUUGUUCACUUUGUUGCUAGCUUAAGCUAGCCACCGCCAACUGAGCAACGCAGUCCCCGAAAGCGUAGCAGGCUUCAGCAGAGAGAUGUCGGACUUCGACGAAUUCGAAAGACAGUUAUCUGAAAACAAACAAGCUGAAAGGGACAAAGAGAACCGCCACCACCGUCGGUCCUCGUCCCGCAGCCGCAGCAGAGAGAGGAAGAGGAGGAGCAGAGACAGGGACAGACGUAGCAGAGACCGCCGUGGAGACAGUAAGGAGCGGAGACACAGACGCAGCUCACCAUCCAGCUUCCCCCAGGACAAUGCUGGAAGCCGUUCUCCCCACCGUGAGAAGAAGAAGAAGGUAAAGAAGUACUGGGAUGUCCCUCCACCUGGUUUUGAACACAUCACUCCCAUGCAGUACAAAGCCAUGCAAGCUGCAGGCCAGAUCCCAGCUACAGCCCUCCUGCCGACCAUGACUCCAGAUGGCCUGGCUGUUACUCCAACCCCAGUACCUGUAGUGGGUAGCCAGAUGACCCGACAGGCUCGUCGGCUCUAUGUGGGUAACAUCCCCUUUGGUAUCACAGAGGAGUCAAUGAUGGACUUCUUUAAUGCCCAGAUGCGUUUGGGUGGUCUUACUCAGGCCCCCGGCAAUCCCGUUCUUGCAGUACAGAUCAACCAGGAUAAGAACUUUGCCUUCCUUGAGUUCCGUUCUGUGGAUGAAACAACACAGGCAAUGGCCUUUGAUGGCAUCAUCUUUCAAGGCCAGAGUCUUAAGAUUCGCCGUCCCCACGAUUACCAGCCCCUGCCCGGCAUGAGCGAGAACCCCAGUGUCUAUGUGCCUGGUAUACAGACAAUUAAUGGUGUGGUGUCCACAGUAGUCCCAGACUCUGCUCACAAGCUCUUCAUUGGUGGCUUGCCUAACUACCUGAAUGAUGACCAGGUGAAAGAGCUGUUGACGUCAUUUGGCCCUCUGAAGGCUUUUAACCUGGUGAAGGACAGCGCCACAGGCCUAUCCAAAGGAUAUGCCUUUUGUGAAUAUGUUGAUGUCAACCUUAAUGACCAGGCUAUUGCUGGACUGAACGGGAUGCAGCUGGGAGACAAGAAACUUCUGGUGCAAAGAGCCAGUGUGGGAUCGAAGAACGCAACUCUGUCGAGUAUAAACCAGACUCCAGUGACGCUGCAGGUGCCAGGUCUGAACAGCUCCGUGACUCAGAUGGGCGGCCUGCCCACGGAGGUGUUGUGUCUGAUGAACAUGGUGGCCCCUGAAGAGCUGUUGGAUGAUGAAGAGUAUGAGGAGAUUGUGGAGGACGUCAGGGAUGAGUGCAGCAAGUACGGCCAAGUUAAAAGCAUUGAGAUACCUCGACCCGUCGAUGGCCUGGAAGUGCCUGGAACCGGCAAGAUCUUUGUGGAGUUCACAUCAGUUUUUGACUCCCAGAAGGCCAUGCAGGGGCUGACAGGCAGGAAGUUUGCCAACAGGGUGGUGGUGACCAAAUACUGCGAUCCAGACGCCUAUCACCGCCGGGAUUUCUGGUAGAGGACGCAUGACGAGAAGAGGGGAAUGGGGAGGGCGUGCACUGCCAGUUUCCAAAUCAGCCCCCAAAGUGAUUUUUUUCUUUUUUUGUAGCGCAACGUUUCAGGUCGAUCUGGGAGUAUUGUUUGUUUGACAGUGGUGAUAUCCAGAUUAUCAUUGGAGAUCUUCACGAAAUAUUCAGCAGUUAAAACAGAAUUGGAAAUAGAGAAGGAGGAGAAUUUGUGGGGUUUGUUUUCAGUACGUAACAAAAGGGGGCUAGGUUUGGUUGCUAGUGGUGUAGCUGGGUGGGUGGGCAAGUCAAAGAUUUUUGAGAAAAAAAAACAAAGUGUGUAAUAAUAGGUCCAGGGGUUGGGCGAACAUUUUUUUUAUACUUUGUGAGACAGGGAUGUCAUUUCUGGGUGGGAGGGGGGGUGCCACACUUUAAGGUUUGUAUUUAAAUGGAGUUAGCCUGUUUUAAGUACAUUAGGACGGAGCCGUGGUAGGGAACUUACUGGAAGAUUGUGGUUGAGAGAUGGUGGGGGGGGGGCUUAAAAAAAAUUGUGACAGGGAGGUUUUAGGGAGAUGGAGAGGAAGACAGGAGGGCAUUUUCAUUUGACCAUCCAGUGUAGAUACACAGUAGCUGUAACAUCCACUUCAGUUUUUCUGUCAUCAUUAGAAAGGCAAGAGAACGCUCUUAUACUCUUAUUAUUUUUUUCCUCCCCCCCCUGUCUGGACUCUGUCAUUUCCUUAUAUUCCUUAUGUUCAUCAUUUUCAUCAGACUGCUGCCCCCCACCCCCCGCCCUUCAGGACGAUCUCUAGAAAAUCUGUUGUCUGAUUGGACUCUAUCUGAAUGUCAACUGUAAUUGUUCUGAUACUGUGUGUAGCUUCACUGAUUUCAGCUGUAAUAUCACCCUGCAUUCAGCCCCUUAGAAUAACACAAACUGCAAAAAAAAAGGAGAAAAAAAUAAUUUUUAAUUAUGCGCUUUUUUUGUUUUUGUUCUAAUUUUUGCAACUUUUGUCACGUCCAUCUUUUGUGAACAGCAUUUUAAAGGUGAGAUUGUUCUGUCUCAGCAGUUCAGCCCUGAUUUAGUUUAAGAGACAAUAAAGACAGAUUGGGAGGGGAUUUCAUGGGGGGAUAUAUAUUUCUUCCUUACCAACGAGCCUUAAUGUUAUUACAUGUCAAUUUGCUAUUGAAAGAAAUAUGGCUUACCCCUCUACCAAUGAUGUCUAUAUAUUCAUGUAUGUCACUGUCUUGUCCUUCAGCCAGCUCACAUUUUUCCUCGUUUCCCAGCAGAUUUGAGAUGUAAGAUGUGUUGGACCCAGUUGUUUGUUUGUGCAGCGUCUCACCUCUUUGACAAGACCAAAUAAACACGCGACGAAUACCCACGACUCAUGUUGUACUGCAGAGUGAAACUAAAAUCACAAAAUGCCAGAUUUGUCUUUCAAAAAAAUAAACAAAAUCAGAAUUAAAAGUAAAACUAACACUACAAUCUCCUUCAGAAAUUUUGGGCUUUGAGGAGAUUAUUUAGGGAAAAACAAAGUAACCCGAUUUUUAAAUUUUAGUGUUCACCGUUAGUCAUUGUUCUGCUGUUGAACUAUUUGGAAAUUUCACUAAAUCUGAGGUCAGCUGUUGGGUUGAUAGAAAACAGUCCCUGUGUACGUAGACACAAUCUGCUUAUCGCUCAUCUCCCUUAUCUUCUGCCCUGUAUCCUCCGAGGACCACAUGUUCAAACUGUAUGGGCUUGAGACUGCUUUCAUUUGAUCCUUUGGUUUGCUUACAGCCCUGAAAGAGAGACUGUGUCAGUGAUAACACUUUAGAGAUGUUACUCCUUACUUUCUGAAAAUCUGCUUUUCUUGUUUCUUUCUUCUUUUUUUUUUUUCUUUUUUUUUUUAAGUGUCUUUUAGUUUUUUUUUCUCUGGAAAAAAUGUGAUUUCUUAAAUGAUUUAAAACCUAAAAGCCACAUAUAGUUUAUAAAAGCAGAAGCAGUCUUUCAUUUGUCCAGUUUGUUUUCAAAUGUUGAUUAAAACAUGAAUUUACAUGA
Messenger RNA from Oreochromis aureus, 4152 nucleotides. It is a transcript of the gene u2af2a, whose product is annotated as U2 small nuclear RNA auxiliary factor 2a. Gene Ontology annotation, biological process: mRNA processing. Gene Ontology annotation, molecular function: poly-pyrimidine tract binding; pre-mRNA 3'-splice site binding. Gene Ontology annotation, cellular component: commitment complex; nuclear speck; U2AF complex. NCBI's taxonomy places the organism in Eukaryota, Metazoa, Chordata, Actinopteri, Cichliformes, Cichlidae. The coding region runs from base 704 to 2134 and encodes 476 amino acids. The transcript has 12 exons. The record is from RefSeq and is a predicted model, not a curated record.